GACCGGAAGUGAAAGGAUGGUCAGCUAUUUUUAUCUUAAAAAUAAAUUAUUUGAAAUGAGCUGCACAGUGGCCAGGGUGUCCCACAAAACUGAAAAGAACUGCUUUAUUGUCUUACCAAAAGAGUUAUGCAAAACAUCGUUAGCCGCUGAAGAGGUACAGGUGUAUGAAGUACAGUUUGGCAGGGAUGAACAUGCUUAUUUUACUGCUACUGGAGAAACAGGAUACAGAGAUGCAGAACUUCAAGUGAAUGGAAUAUAUGCUGACAGACUUGGACUGAAGGAUCCAGAAGUAUUGGUUAGACCUAUUAGUGCAGUGUCAAAAUCACAGAGAGUUUUUAUAGAACCACAGUCAGUUGAUGAUUGGGAGAUAUUGGAGCCUCAUUCUGGGUAUGUUGAAACAAACUUGAUGAACCAGAUUAGAGUUGUAUGGAAGGGACAAGUCUUUCCUUUCUGGGUAGAGAAAAUUGUAUUGUUUUUGAAAAUAAACUCAACAGAACCAGAUGGAAAAUGUGUGAUUUUGAAUGAUGAUACAGAAGUCAUCAUCUCUCCUAAAGUAAGGAGUAAUUCUACUGGGCAAAAUCUUAACCAAUCAAGUCUCUCAAAAGAUUCAGUCAGAAAGUCAUUAUCUCCCAUUAGAAGGAACACCUCACCAAUUGUUCCUAGAAAAACUACCUCUGUGCAGUCACGUCCUACAAGUUUUAGUGCUAACAAUAUUAUGCCAAAUGAAAUAAGACCAAAGAAAAGAUCAAGUUGGAAUCCAUUUAGAAUUGUUACUGGUUUUCUGUCUGCAACUGGUGGUUUUGAUGGUGGCUCUCAUUUCUAUGUUCCACAGACAUCAGUAGAUAGUGAUGAGGAUUGUGGGAGUGUUUCUAGGACUCCAUCAUAUUCUCCUGAAAGAGAAGAAAGUUUUACAAGAAGUACAUGUUUUGGAGGCUUGAAUUUUAAAUUUAGAGUGCAAUCUUUAAAGGUAGAUUUUGACUCCAAUGAUGAAUUGUCAUCAAUUGAAUCAGAAAUUGAUGGUAUUUCAGAGGAUGACUUUCGUUCCAAACUUUAUCUAAAACAACCAAACAUUGUAUUUGUAAACAGUGAAGACAUACAACAACAGAUUAAUAGUAAAAACAUCAGACUUCCUGAUACAUUUUAUGCAAAAUUGACUAGGCUAGAUUCACCUAAAGAUAUUUAUGCUAGAGCAGAAGAUGAAUUGGCUAAGCAGAAAAAAGAAAAGCAGGAUAAAUUAGACCAGUCCUCAGACUCAAUUAAAUCUAAUAGAAGUGAUAAAAAGGAUAAACAGCUGAAUUGUAUUGUUCGUGUUGUGAUUUUGACCAAGAAAGGUCUGCAUUCUGAGCCAGAAUAUGUAGAUUUGAUAUCACAUAUGUUAGAGGAACAGCCAUGUUUGAGAGGUCAUGUGAUUGUUCCAGAUUUAUUACGUCGGUUGAUGAAGUUAGAUGUGACACGACAGAUUUGGUUACAGAGUAUAGAUGAAAAACCAUAUCCAGCGCUGGCAUUUGAUCUCCAACCUGUUGCUAGUCUUCCAAGAGGUUUUGGAAAUUACCAAGUACAAGAAACCUUUAAGAAAUGGGUGAGGGAAACAAGUUCCAGAAAUGUUCCUUUUGUAAUGUUUCCAGGGGUCAUGAUAAAUAUGCAUUUUUUUAAAGAUACAAGUAUAGACAUGCAGGUAUUAUAUCAUGAACAGAAGUUAAAUGAAAGGGAAGGUGCUGUUUACAGUUUGUUACAUUGUGAUAAUCUAGAGGACUUGUCAUUCUUUAUAAAAACUCCUACAAGCAUAGAAAAUUCAAAAUGGCCGAUUCUUCCUAUGUUGUCUUAUAUGGAUGUCAAAAGUAUUGAUCCAUGUUAUCCAAAGGAGAAGUUUGAGGACAUGGGUGGAGUAGAAGAACUAGCUGAGGAGGCAGUCAUUUCAGUAGAGAUUUGCCUGUCAUCCAAACCACUGGGAGAUUCCAUGUUUAGGAAGAUCACCCCUGGUCUUAGAAAUGGAAUGAUUCUGAUAACUGGACCUAAGGGAUCUGGGAAGACCAUGUUUGCUCAUGCAUUAUGUAGGGAGCAGGCAGAAAUACCAAACUUAGCUUAUAUUUUAAAUAUAGAUUGCAAACCAUUACGAGGUAAAAGACCAGAUACCAUUCUAAAGAUAUUACAGAUGGCUUUUGAUGAAGCUGCCUGGCGCCAACCUUCUGUGAUAUUAUUUGAUGAUUUAGAACAUGUGGUGCCAGCCCCUUCUGGACCUGAGGCUGAAAUGAGUGGAGAAGCUAUUUAUGGAUCUAGGGUGGCUGAAGUUUUACGGGAUUUACUGAGGAGAGAAAUAUGUGAUGGGACAAGAAUUGCAGUGAUUGCCACCACUGUUGCUAGAACUUCUAUCAAUUCCUUAUUGGUUAAUUCUAGAGGAACUCAUUUCGUACAGACUACUCUUGCCAUUAAUCCACCAGAUAAGGUAAGAAGAAGGAAGAUUAUUACCUCCAUUAUUAAAUCAAGACCUGUAAUUAAUCCAGCAACCUUGGACAAGGUUGACCUUGACUGGUUACAGUGUCGUACAGAAGGAUAUGUUGCAAGUGACCUCAUGAACUUAGUCAGCAGGGCAUUGCAUGCUCAUUGGUUGAAAUAUGGUUAUGGUGGAGAUACAGAACAUGGAAUAACCCUCUACACUGAAGAGUUCAAAGCUGCAAUAGAAGGGUUCACUCCUGCAUCAAUUAGGAAUGUGUCAUUACAUACAGCAGGGGAGCUAGGUUGGGAUGAUGUUGGAGGCCUUGAGGAUAUAAGAAGUAUAUUAGUAGAGACAUUACAAUGGCCAAGCAAGUAUCCAAAGUUAUUCAGCAAUUGUCCAUUAAGACUAAGAUCAGGUCUUCUGUUAUAUGGUGCCCCUGGAACAGGCAAAACCCUUCUCGCUGGAGUUGUUGCUAAAGAAUGUGGACUCAACUUCAUAAGCAUAAAGGGUCCGGAGCUGCUCAAUAAAUACAUAGGUGCUAGUGAACAGGCUGUUAGAGAUACAUUUCUACGAGCCCAGAGUGCCAGACCCUGUAUCCUUUUCUUUGAUGAAUUUGACUCUAUAGCUCCUAGACGUGGCCAUGACAACACAGGGGUUACAGAUCGAGUAGUUAACCAGUUACUGACACAAUUAGAUGGUGUGGAAGGACUUCAAGGUGUGUAUGUUUUAGCUGCUACCAGUCGGCCAGACCUUAUAGAUCCAGCUCUUCUCAGACCUGGCAGAUUGGAUAAAUGUUUACGCUGCAACUUACCAGACCUUAAUGAAAGGAAAGCGAUACUUACUGCUUUAACAAGAAAGAUAGAAUUAGGAUUUGACGUAGACUUGGACAGUUUUGCAGAGAAAUGUGAAAACUUUACUGGUGCUGAUUUCAAGGCACUUCUCUAUAAUGCUCAGUUAGAGGCCAUUCAUCAUGUGACAGGUCAAGUAAAGAGGGAUAAAUUUGACUUUUCACCUCAAAAGAGUCCUAGUUAUCUUAGAACAAGGAGAAGAAGCAGUAGUUAUGGUGUUCUAUCAAAAGCAGCCGAAUUGGAACGAGAACAGAAACAAUUUAGAUCUGACUUUAUUUACAUGAAGAAUCUGAAUGAAGGGGCUACAGAAUUAUCAGAAGAAAUGGAUGAUCUUCUAACACAACAGGUGCAGCAGAUUAGAAACAGAUUGAAGGUCCACAAAAACACAGAAAAAGUUACAACUGCUGAAAGUCUGUUUUCACCAGUGGCCACUUCUAAAGGUCAAGCAAUACUGAUAUCACAGGAUGAUAUACAGAAAGCUUUCGAUAAAACAAGACCAUCAGUUCCUGCUGAAGAGAGACUUAAAUACCAACACAUUUAUGAGAACUUUGUUUCGUCAAGAGGGGGUAAUUUUGCUCAAAGUCUUAUGGAUGCUGUUGGAGCAGUUGGACAAAAGCAAACAUGUGCAUGAGAAGUGUUUGAACAAAUGUUUGAUGAAAAAGAAGAUUAUGAAAAGAUAUCUCUUUAUGGUGUGCAUGACAAGUGUAACUUCUUUGGUGCUGCAUGAGAACAAAAUCUUUGUUAUGAGAACAGCUAACCAGGAACAAAUAUAUUGUUAAAUAUACUCAGACUGUUUCCAGAGCUAACUUAGUCAAAAGUAAAUGGUAGAAAACUUUCAUUGCUGUACCUACUGAUUGUGUCUUUAUUCUUGCCUAUAAGCACCUGUCUGUUAGUUUUCCUAAAACUUUAGUGUCAAUAUCUACAAAAAUCAAUAGAAUAGCUAGACUUUUAGAAAUCAGAUAUCAAUAUGACUGGACAAUUCUCUGUGAUGUAAAUGCCAAAUCUUUAGACCAUUAUGGAAUUGACAGCGUUGAGAAAUCGAGACAUGCAGAUUAUUUAUUUUCAGAAUUAUUAUGGAUAUACAAUGUACAUUAAAUAUGUGUUGGAAUGGUUUUUUUUGUGGAAACUAAUUAUGUCAUGUAUUUAACUCAAACAAUUGUUUAAGAUGUGCUUAGUUAUUUUUAAAAACAAAAUUUUGGUACAUAUGUGUAUUAUGAUCAAUCACAUCUCUCUUGGAUAUUUAAUAUUUUGUGUUAAUGGUAUUGCAUUGUAAAAUUCGUUAGCACAGUGUUGACAGUGUAUGUCCAUGGUCAUGCUGCUAGACCUCACUUUCAGAUAAAUUCCAAGAAAUGUGCAUUUUACAAUUAGGCAUGAAGCCCCAAAACCCUUACCAUUCAUGGGCUUUUGUAUAGUACUGAAUAAUCUGUGUUCAAUUAAACAGAUAUUUCAUUCUUUCUAAAUCAGUAACAGAAUAAAUUAUUUUAAGUAUUUGAAAGGUUAUUCAAAAAAAUCCUAGUCUUCAAUUUUAUGUCUUUUUGCUUGCAUUUUUUUCUGAAAUCUUUGGACUUGAUUCUAAUGAAAUCCAACCAAUGAGCAUAGAAGUAUGAUGUGUAAGUGAUCUUCAUUUGCAAUCUUUGCAUGUGUCUUUGGUUGUCAACUUGCUAGAAAAUAUUCUGAUCUGAUGAAGAGAAAUGAUUGCCGUGUGUAUUCAAUUUAUGAAAUAUAGAUUGAACAAUUAUUAAUUAUGAAAUAAAAGAAUGAAAUCCACCUUAUUAAUUAGCUUCAGUCUGUGUUUUUAAGAGAUACAGCAUUUAUUGUUUAUGAUCCCUUUCUAAUAAUCAGAAGAUGUUUAAAUGAAAUUAUUGUAAGGCAUUUUAUUUAUUGAUGUUGAUUAUUUUAAUUUUUAAGUUUGAAUACUUUUGAUACAUAAUUU
Messenger RNA from Mytilus trossulus (common blue mussel), 5215 nucleotides. Its product is annotated as peroxisomal ATPase PEX1-like. The transcript is spliced from 20 exons. Lineage: Eukaryota; Metazoa; Mollusca; Bivalvia; Mytilida; Mytilidae. The record is from RefSeq and is a predicted model, not a curated record. Gene Ontology annotation, biological process: protein import into peroxisome matrix. Bases 17 to 3913 code for a protein of 1298 amino acids. Gene Ontology annotation, cellular component: cytosol; peroxisome; peroxisomal membrane. Gene Ontology annotation, molecular function: ATP binding; ATP hydrolysis activity.